Molecule: messenger RNA, 621 nt
Organism: Monosiga brevicollis MX1
Lineage: Eukaryota; Choanoflagellata; Craspedida; Salpingoecidae
Product: NADH dehydrogenase Fe S
Exons: 3
Coding region: 1-621 (206 amino acids)
Molecular function (GO): NADH dehydrogenase (ubiquinone) activity
Source: RefSeq, a predicted model, not a curated record
AUGCCCAAGACUAGCGUUCACGAGCGCCUGGAGAAGCUGGGCCAGCACAUUGCCGAGAUGUUGCCUCGCUACGUACAAGUGGCUCAGGUGACUGCGCAUGAUGAGCUGGAGCUGCUCAUUGCUCCCAGCGGUGUCAAGCCCGUCCUGACCUUUCUCCGUGACCACACGGCCUGCCAGUUUAAAAACCUGAGCGACCUUUGUGCCGUCGAUGUUCCCCGCCGCGAGAAACGCUUCGAGGUCGUAUACAACCUCCUGUCUGUUCACCUGAACGAGCGUAUCCGCGUACGCACUUAUUGUGACGAGUUGACUCCUGUCGACUCUAUUGUUGACAUUCACAUGGCUGCGGAUUGGUAUGAGCGUGAGGCUUGGGACAUGUAUGGCGUCUACUUUUUGGGUCACCCCGAUCUUCGCCGUAUCUUGACCGACUACGGCUUUGAGGGCCACCCGCUGCGCAAGGACUUCCCCCUCUCUGGUUUUGUUGAAGUUCGCUACGACGAGGAUGUCAAGCGUGUGGUCUGCGAACCCCUCGAGCUGGCCCAGGAGUUCCGCAAGUUUGAGCUGCAGAGCCCGUGGCAACAGAUCCCAGCUUCGGCAGGCACUGUCACUCCUUCUCAGGUCUAG